Sesamum indicum (sesame) is the source of this 822-nucleotide messenger RNA. RefSeq names its product dirigent protein 22. The record is from RefSeq and is a predicted model, not a curated record. NCBI's taxonomy places the organism in Eukaryota, Viridiplantae, Streptophyta, Magnoliopsida, Lamiales, Pedaliaceae.
UUAACCACUUCCCCUAUCGAUCUUGAGGAUUCUCUCCUCAAUGGCAAACAUUAUAAUUUUCAUCGUAAUAUCCUCUUUGUCCAUAGCCUGCAUACCUAGUGGUUAUGCUAGAAAACAAGGUCCUGUAGACAACGAAAAAGCAUGGUUCCAGAACAUCUGCCAAGGAAAUGAAAAAGUGGCCAAGCUUCAGUUCUACGUUCAAGAUGUCCUAAGUGGUGAAAAUACGACAGUCUACGAGAUCGCUCGUGCCUCUAUCACUUCUAAUUCUCCAACUGCGUUCGGUCAGGUUAGAGUUCUGGAUGACCUGCUCACUGCCGAGCCGGAUAUCAACUCGGAGGUAGUGGGUAGAGUUCAAGGGCUGAUCACUUCAGCGGACUUGGAAACAUCAGCCUUAGCCAUAAACCUUAACUUCGUUUUCACGUCGGGCCAGUAUAGUGGAAGCACGAUUAGUAUUUUGGGACGGAAUCAGAUCAUGAACAAAGAACGUGAGUUGCCGGUGGUUGGUGGUACCGGGGUGUUCCGUUUUGCACGUGGAUAUGCUAUUACCAGCACUCAUUCUUACAAUGUUGAGACCAGUUAUGGUAUUCUUGAAUAUACGAUUUAUGUGACUUACGUGGAUGAUUCUAGCAUGCGUCUGCAGGCAAACAUGUGAAAGCUUCUCCCCUCCCCAAAUUUAAGCAUUUUAAUUUCUUGUGCCCGUUUCCGUUUGUUACAUGUAAUUCAUCUACUUUUGGACUUGGCUAGAAAAGAUGUCAUGUAAUGGAAGUGCAUGUAUGAAAUAUUGGCUAAAUUACAAUGACCUUCCCUAAAGUUUGACAUAAU